Messenger RNA from Chara braunii, 375 nucleotides. Lineage: Eukaryota; Viridiplantae; Streptophyta; Charophyceae; Charales; Characeae. The record is from the annotation of a GenBank genome assembly.
CCGAACGUUGAAGGCGAACAAUCCAGAGAGAGAGACGAUGUACAGGACAUGAGCGAGAACUUUGUUGUGAACGAAACGUUCUACGACAGCGUGGCGCAAGAAUUGCGUGACAACGGCACUGAGGAAGAGGAACCCAGUGACGACGAUGAGGAGGAGGGCGAAUCGAGCGACGACGAUGAGGAGGGGGAGGAAACGAGCGAGGAUGCCGAUUCAGAAGACACAGACUCUGAGGAAGAUGAAUGGAAGAACGAGUCGGGAAUUGAUGUCGACAUGUUCAAGAAGAGUCUAUCUGGAGAACUUUUAGGAGAAGCGAAGCAGAUAAUAGCACAGGAGGUGAGAAGAGUACUGUAAAGCAAAUCAAGCAAGAGUGAGAAA